UUCACUUCAAAACAAUGUGAAAAAUAAAUUGAUACCCUACAUAGCUAAACAAUUAAUAAAAACUAAAUAAAGGAAUAUUAAACGUACUCUUAUUUCUGACAGAAACAGGUGCCACGGAACUUUCGAUUAAUUUUUUUUUUAUUUUUGUGUUAGUUACUAUAGUGGCAACUUUGCAAAUUAUUCCUAUAUACCAUUUUAAAUUUUGUACGAAAUAUCGAGAAAUGAAUUAAAAUUUUAAUUAUUCAAAGCUUUAGCUCAAAAGUUUUCGAGACAUGCGCAAUAAAUUUUAUCCCUACUACAAUUUAGAGUCAAGCAGUGGAAUAAAAAUUAUUUCAUCGAUAAGAGCUCGUAUUGUCAAGAGCGAUAAUGAAUCAGAAAAAGAAAAAAAAUAUUAAGACAAAAGGAACGAUCAAUUCAACAAUCUUUGACGAUAUUGAAUAUACUCAACAACUGUUGAGUAUAUUAGCGAUUUGGCCGCUAGUUUCAAAAUCAUCCACCAUAAAAAAAAUAAUUUCGGUCAUUCAUCUCUUAGUAAUAAUCGGUAGUUUAAUAUGGAAUAUUCUUUUUCGGUGUAUAUUCAUAUACAUUUAUGUGAAGAAAUUUGAUGAUCAAAUAAUGCUAAUCGGGCCUACUUUUUUCCGAGUGAUAAUUUUACUUAAAUAUUUGGCUAUUAUAUACCAUCGUCGAACAAUAAAAAAAAUAAUAGAACACAUACAAACUGAUUGGAAUAACGUAGAAUGUCAAGAGCAACAAAAUAUUAUGAUGAAAAAUGUACAAAUUAAUAGACAAGUAACUUUGGUUUUUGCAUUCCUCAUGUAUGUAAGUGGGGCCUUUUAUAACUUUGUGAUGCCUCAUAUAAUACCGUUAUUGACUCAUCGUGGUUCACGGAAUGCAACUCAACGAUUAACCAUUUUUCCUGGUUACAAUGUGCUUUUUGAUGUUCAAAAGUCACCGAUCUACGAAAUAACAUUUUUUUUCCAUAUAUUCAGUGUAUUUGCUGGUUUUUCGGUCCUUAUUUGCGCCUGUAAUCUUGCAAUUGUUUUGGUAACUCAUGCCUGCGGGCAAAUUCAAAUAAUAAUUAGUCAGCUAAAUUCCUUGAUUGAUAAUUUUAUGAAAGACGAAAACACUGUAUUUAUUGAAUUUGCAUCGUUAAUCCGCCGUCACGUAAGAGUCAUAAAAUUUUCCAACAAUAUUAUUAAAGAUGCUCUUUACGAAAUUUGUCUUGUCGAGAUCGGUGCAUCGUCAAUACUCAUAUGCAUAGUCGAGUUUCUUUUUCUUAAGAUGAUAGAAAAUAAAAAUUACGCAAACAUGGUACCAUAUGCUAUGCUUUUGGCAAGUUUAGUUGCGAGUAUACUUAUACUUUGUUAUUUUAGUGAACUUCUUGACAAUCAGUUCAUCGAAGCUGGAAUGCAAGCAUAUUUGAUUAAUUGGAAUCAACUACCACCAAAAGCGAGAACAUAUUUGAUUUCGAUUAUUAUCAUAUCUCAACGCUCAUAUAAAAUAACUGCUGGCGGGAUAAUUGAUCUAUCGUAUGUUGCUUUUGUGCAGAUUCUCAAAACAGGCUUUGCAUAUUUGCAACUUCUGAGAGCGACGAUGUAAAUACAGGAAAAAAAUUCCAAAAUUUUGUCUGACCAG
Molecule: messenger RNA, 1635 nt
Organism: Cotesia glomerata
Lineage: Eukaryota; Metazoa; Arthropoda; Insecta; Hymenoptera; Braconidae
Product: odorant receptor 85c-like
Exons: 5
Coding region: 367-1599 (410 amino acids)
Biological process (GO): detection of chemical stimulus involved in sensory perception of smell; sensory perception of smell
Cellular component (GO): plasma membrane
Molecular function (GO): odorant binding; olfactory receptor activity
Source: RefSeq, a predicted model, not a curated record